This is a messenger RNA of Danaus chrysippus (African queen), 576 nucleotides long. Lineage: Eukaryota; Metazoa; Arthropoda; Insecta; Lepidoptera; Nymphalidae. The record is from the annotation of a GenBank genome assembly.
AUGGUACAGGUUCUAUCGCUUUUGUCUUUCCCCUUGCUGAUAUUUCUGUUAGUUGAGGAGUUGAUGGGUGAACCUGUCAGGGAUUAUAGCAAGAGCCGCUAUGUCCCAUUGAUUCAUCUUCCAAUGACGAUUGCCUUCGUGUUGGUGGAUGUUGUCAUGAUAAUAAUAUUACUGAUCGGAGCACACAAGCUUUUGUUGGUAAUAUUGACAUCUGCGCUUUCUAUAUACAUGUCAUACAUCAGAAACUCCCAGAAGGAUAAUGAGGACAUCUACGAGCUGCCAAAUCUAGUUGUGAACAUCACAGAACUUGUACUGGAGUUUGUCAUAACUAUAGUGCUUAUUGUCGCCUUACAUAGGAAACAUCUGCUUUUAAUGAAAUGUUAUAUGUACUUGAAAAUAGUGUUCCUUGUCAUCGGUUUCAUAUACAGCAUCGCGGUGCUCAUCAGGGAAAUUGGCGACGAACUAUUCUUAAUACUCUUCGAAUUAAUAAUCAAUAUCUAUAUGAUUUUAAUAAUCUGGAGUAUGAUCAAGAAAACGGAAAGAGAUGACACCGUCACAUACACGAGAGAAGCCUGA